Messenger RNA from Helianthus annuus (common sunflower), 477 nucleotides. RefSeq names its product cysteine proteinase inhibitor A-like. Gene Ontology annotation, molecular function: cysteine-type endopeptidase inhibitor activity. The record is from RefSeq and is a predicted model, not a curated record. Bases 1 to 351 code for a protein of 116 amino acids. Lineage: Eukaryota; Viridiplantae; Streptophyta; Magnoliopsida; Asterales; Asteraceae. The transcript has a single exon.
AUGAAAAACCUCUUUACCAUAAUUCUCAUCAUCUUCUUCUUCUUCUACAAACCCUCCGCCGCUUUGGGCGAAGGGACACUCUCCGGCGGAUGGAAGCCGGUUCCAGACGUGACCGACCCUACGGUGGUGUAUAUCGCAAAGUUUGCAGUCGAUGAGCACAACAAGGAGGCCCAUGCGUCUCUCAAGUUUGUGAAAGUCGUCAAAGGAGAGUGUCAAGUGGUCGCGGGAAUGAAUUACAACGUGACGAUCACUGCGGCGGAUGGUGGCGCGGGGAAGAAUUAUGUGGCUCUUGUUUGGAACAAACCGUGGGAGAAGUUCAUGCAGCUGGUGUCGUUCAAAGGACCUGUUUGAUGUUAAAUUUGCAUGUUUUUGUUUUGUCGUUUUGGAAUGUUUAAUAGUUGAUGAUAGUUUCUUGUGGUUGGAAUCUUUAUAACUAAAUAAAAGGAGAUCAGAUAAGUGCACUGAUUGUUGUUUUCG